AUGUCAGAUAAAGCGGAGCUUUUGUACAAACUAUUUCACAAACUCGGCCUGCGAUACAAGGUCGUUAAACACCCAAAAUUGGUGUCGGUCAAGGAUAUGCUGGAGGAGCCAUCGUUGAGCCUAAUUAAGGACGAUUUCAUCAGGAAUUUGUUCAUGCUGGACUCCUCAAAACGUUAUUACCUAAUUUCAGCACUCCACGAUACUGAAGUAAAUUGGAAGAUUUUGAGGAAGACGUUGAAAGUUAACAAGUUACACAUGGGAGAAGAGUCGGAAAUGGAAAGUUUGCUGGGAGUAUCAAGAGGAUCACUGUCACCGUUCUGUGUGAUGAAUGACACAGAGAACAAGGUGGACGUGCUGUUUGAUAUUAGACUCAAGAAUAAAAAUCAAGUGGUGGCACACCCACUGACAAACGACGAAUCAGUGGUGAUGAACAUGGAGGACAUGCUAAAGUUCCUGAGUGAAAUGAACCACAAGCCGAAGUUCGUGGCACUAAACGACGAGGACUGCGCAAAAACAGUAGAUUUCAUAGACAGAAGCCCAAGAGAAGGAGAUGGGAGUAAGCAGCCAACAGGAAAGAAAGGAGACCUUAAUAUACUGGGAAUAACAGUAAAGAAGGAAGAAAACUUUCCAGAAUGGUAUGCACAGGCGAUCAUAAGAGGAGAGAUGAUAGACUACUAUGAUAUCUCAGGCUGCUACAUACUCUUGCCAGCGAGCUACUACGUGUGGGAGUGUUUCAACCAGUGGCUGAAUAAGGAGCUUAAAAAGAGAGGAGUCGAUAACUGCUAUUUCCCAAUGUUCGUGACGAAGGACAAGCUCGAGGUGGAAAAGUCGCACCUGGAGGGCUUCAGCCCGGAGGUGGCCUGGGUGACCAAGUACAGCGACAUGGACCUGCAGGAGCCAAUAGCAAUCAGGCCGACGAGCGAGACGAUCAUGUACCCGGAGUUCUCGAGGUGGAUACGGAGCCACAGAGACCUGCCGCUUAAGCUGAACCAGUGGAACUCGGUGGUGCGCUGGGAGUUUAAGCAGCCUACGCCGUUCAUAAGGAGCAGGGAGAUACUGUGGCAGGAGGGCCACACGGCGCACACGACUGAGAAGGAGGCCCUGGAAACAGUCUACGACAUGCUUGACCUGUACAGCCGAUUCUACGAAGAACAUUUGGCAGUUCCAGUGAUCAAGGGCAUAAAGACGGAGAAUGAAAAGUUCCCAGGAGGAAAAAUUACAACGAGCGUGGAGACCUUUAUAACGGCAAACGGGAGAGGAGUGCAGGCAGGAACGUCGCACCUGCUGGGAACUAACUUCGCAGAAAUGUUCGACAUCAAGUUCGAAGACGAAGAGGGGGUUAAAAAACCAGUGCAUCAAACGAGUUGGGGAGUGAGCACGAGAAGCAUAGGAGUGAUGCUGAUGGUGCACGGAGACAACAAAGGGCUGGUGAUACCGCCGAGAGUGGCUAAGUUGCAAGUGGUAAUAGUGCCAAUAUUCGGAAAAAACGUAGAUCACGAGCAAGUAGAAAACAAAGUGAACGAGAUCCUUAAGUUGCUACUGGAAGCAGGAUUCAGAGCGAAGUUGGACGAUAGAAAAGGAUACACGCCAGGGUACAAGUAUAACCACUGGGAGCUGAGAGGAGUGCCGCUGAGAGUGGAAGUGGGAACCAAGGACCUGGAAAACAACACGUGCAGACUAGUGAGAAGAGACACGAGUGAAAAGAUGGACGUGCCGGUGGGUGACCUGGAGAGCACGGUGGCAAGGCUCCUGGAGGAGAUCCAAGCGAACCUGCUGGAAGUUGCGAGGAAGAGGCUCAACGAAAGCACAGUGAGGGCAUACAACAUGGAAGAGGUGAUGGAAGCAUUGAACAAAGACAAGCUGAUACUGGCGCCAUGUAGUUGCGAUAGUGUUUGUGUAAUGGAGAAUGAUGCCGUGAUUAGGUGUGAGGAACCUGCGACUGAAGAGGAGAUCAAGCUGGAGACUCAGAAGAGAUCAGCAAAUAAUCCAGGCGGAAGAACAGGAGCAAUGAAGAGCCUGUGUGUUCCACUGGAACAGCCAGAACUGCCAGAAGGAACAAAGUGCUUCUGGACAGGAAAACCAGCCAAAAAAUGGGUGCUAUGGGGAAGAAGUUACUAG
Messenger RNA from Theileria orientalis strain Shintoku, 2118 nucleotides. RefSeq names its product prolyl-tRNA synthetase. Gene Ontology annotation, biological process: prolyl-tRNA aminoacylation. The coding region runs from base 1 to 2118 and encodes 705 amino acids. Gene Ontology annotation, molecular function: proline-tRNA ligase activity; ATP binding; aminoacyl-tRNA deacylase activity. NCBI's taxonomy places the organism in Eukaryota, Apicomplexa, Aconoidasida, Piroplasmida, Theileriidae. Gene Ontology annotation, cellular component: cytoplasm; aminoacyl-tRNA synthetase multienzyme complex. The record is from RefSeq and is a predicted model, not a curated record. The transcript is spliced from 9 exons.